AUGAACACCCUGCAGCUGCUGGCUCUCGUCCUGUCUUUGAGUUGCCAUCAGGUUGUCUCCCAAUGCUCACUGACUAGAUUUGUGUUGUACGUGGAAAAGGAAGAAUGCAGCCACUGUCUGGCCAUCAAUACCACCGGCUGCGCCGGUUUCUGCAUCUCCCGGGAUGUCAACACAAAGUCCCUACUACCGAAGAUUGCACUGGUCCAGAGUGUCUGCACCUAUCAAGAUGUCAAGUACAUUUCCAUUAAACUUCCUGGAUGUCCCCCAAACGUUGACCCCUUCUACAGGUUCCCAGUUAUCCUCAGCUGUGUGUGUAGCCAGUGCACAACCGAUACCACGGACUGCACCUUAGAG
Molecule: messenger RNA, 354 nt
Organism: Hemiscyllium ocellatum (epaulette shark)
Lineage: Eukaryota; Metazoa; Chordata; Chondrichthyes; Orectolobiformes; Hemiscylliidae
Product: thyrotropin subunit beta-like
Exons: 3
Biological process (GO): G protein-coupled receptor signaling pathway
Cellular component (GO): extracellular region; cytoplasm
Molecular function (GO): hormone activity
Source: RefSeq, a predicted model, not a curated record